CAUAUGACAAUUAUUCAUUCAUGCACCAGAAGACGUAAAGCUCCCCUCUCUCAGUAGCGGACCAUGGCUUGUUUAGGAGGCGGACCUUGCAGUGGUGACGGGGGUGCUUGUGGCGGCAGGACGCAACGCCAGCGGUCAUCACUGCCUCCAUCAUCAACUGGCAUUGCAAAUACUAAGCUUUGCUGCAAGUGCCAGGAGAGAGAUGGAGUGGCAAAGGCGAAUCAGACCGAGUCUCUUUGCCCACCCUGUCUCCGUUCCUCUCUCUUUGCCAAGUUCAAGCUUGCCGUCACCUCUCACGCCAUGAUCUCCCCAACUGAUAAACUCCUCGUCGCCUUCUCUGGUGGCCCGGCUUCCAGGGUGGCAUUAGAAUUUGUGAACGAAAUGCAGUCAAAGGCACAGAGAAAUGCAGAUGCAAGCAAAGAAAAAUGCUUAGCAGUCUUUCAGGUUGGAGUUGCAUUUAUUGAUGAAAAAAUGGUUUCACAAGCUUCAUCAACAGAAGCAUGUAGAGCUGUUGAAGAAGUCAGAGAUAUUGUUUCCAGCAUGGGGAAUCCAUCAAAGGAGUUGCAUGUUUUUCCUAUUGAAGAUAUAUGUUCCAUUGACACUGAAGGCAGUGAUGGAAAAGACCGAUUGAAGGACUUACUAGAUGCCAUUGAUGAUGUAACGGGAAAAGAAGAUUUUGUGCAGUAUCUGCGAAUGAUUUCAUUACAAAAGAUUGCUGUUGAUCAUGGAUACAGUAAACUGGUAUUGGGUUUGUGCACUUCUAGGAUUGCUUGCCAUGUGAUUGCAGCAACUGUGAAGGGACAAGGAUACUCCUUACCUGCUGACGUACAAUAUGUUGAUGCAAGAUGGGAAGUCCCUGUGUUGUGUCCUCUCCAUGAUUGUGUCAUACAAGAGCUGACUAUGUUGUGUCAGCUCGAUAAUUUGAAAACUUUGCAGCCACUUAAGGUGCAUCAGCCGAGUGUCAACAGUAUAAUAUCUUCCUUUGUGGCAUUAUUGCAGGAGGAAAAUCCUUCAAGGGAGAGGACAAUUGUAAAGACAGCGGAGAAACUCAGAUCAUUCAGUUUCAAUAAGCUAGUUCAUUCUAUUGAUAAGCUAGCAUUUAGGAGGAGGCAUAGGUUGCUUAGGUUCAACUGUAUUGAGUCCACUUCUUCAGAGGCCCUCUGUGCAAUUUGCAGUAGCCCACUUGAAAAAUCAGGCGUCCCAUGUAGUAAUAGUGAGCUUGAGUAUUCUCAAUCUGAGAUGGUCAUGUUUCGAUCUGUAUGCUGUCCUAGUUGUCAGUUUCAAAUUCUUCCAGAGGAGCCAUUGGACAUGGAGCGCUUCUAUUCAUUUCUGCCCCAGUCGAUGAUCAGAAAAGCAAAUGGAGAUGUCAUUGCUGAUCAGAACUCGCUAAGGGAUCAAAUACAAGACUGCUUGCUCUCUGAGGAUGAGGAUGGAGCAUAGUUAUAUGACUCCCUUGAAGUUUACUACAUAAUCAUUGGACUCCCAAGGAGAUCACGCUUUUGGGUUUGUAUGUGUUGUGCUCUUUGAUGAUAGCCAACCCUAAAUGGUGGGGAUAAGGCUAUGAUGAUGACGAUGAUUGUGUUAUGCUCUUUGAUUUUAAUAGAAAAAAUGUAUUUAUUUAUCGGAUAAAGAAUGGUUCUUAGUUUAUAUAUGGUACUUCAGUUU
Amborella trichopoda is the source of this 1665-nucleotide messenger RNA. Its product is annotated as Adenine nucleotide alpha hydrolases-like superfamily protein. Lineage: Eukaryota; Viridiplantae; Streptophyta; Magnoliopsida; Amborellales; Amborellaceae. Gene Ontology annotation, molecular function: sulfurtransferase activity; tRNA binding. Gene Ontology annotation, cellular component: cytosol. The record is from RefSeq and is a predicted model, not a curated record. Gene Ontology annotation, biological process: tRNA wobble position uridine thiolation.